Molecule: messenger RNA, 1582 nt
Organism: Bombus terrestris (buff-tailed bumblebee)
Lineage: Eukaryota; Metazoa; Arthropoda; Insecta; Hymenoptera; Apidae
Gene: Ntan1
Product: protein N-terminal asparagine amidohydrolase
Exons: 7
Coding region: 463-1395 (310 amino acids)
Biological process (GO): ubiquitin-dependent protein catabolic process
Cellular component (GO): nucleus
Molecular function (GO): protein-N-terminal asparagine amidohydrolase activity
Source: RefSeq, a predicted model, not a curated record
GUGCUUGAUUUGGGAUUCAUGUUCUUUCAAAUAUUUCUUCGCGAUCGAAUCGCGAUUCAUUCUUCUAUCACGUAGACAUUGUGUGCAUUAAAUACUACGAUUAAUCGCGCUCUGACUUUGUGUAUAUCUGUGUUAUUUUACAAAUUAUUCGUUUCACCUAUGAAAUAUGAAUCAAACUUCUGCUCGAAAAUUUCCCGAUGUUGCUCUGUCUGCUGUGUUGCUCUGAACGUCAUCGAUGGAAAUGUGUAGACAAUUUUAAUAAAUCCAUUAUCGAUCGAAACUAGCCGAGUAUAUUACAGAGCUACGAUUUCGGCAAAUCAAAAAUCGACUAGUUAGCGAAGAAACGCUAAAGAUUUUCAAAUUUUCAAUCUUUCAAAUUGGCUCCUCGACAAUAUCAUUUCUAUCAAGAAAAGUUUCGUCUAUUUGGAAAAUUGUAACCACCUCGUAGUUCUUUUUAGAAGAAUGGUGCUGGUGGUAAACGGGGUCCUACAAGAGGACAUUCCAACGGAUAGCAGAUCGCUGUACGUAGCUCAUCCGGUAUAUCGUGAAACCGCAACCCAACUUCAGUUGAUGCCAGCAAAAUUAGUGGGACCGAUGGGACUUCUUUACGUACGUCAAAGGGAAAUGGCCGCUACUUUGCCACACGACAAAAAUGUGAGCAUCAUUGGUUCGGAUGAUAUGACUACCUGUAUAAUUGUCGUUGUGAGGCAUUCCGGUUCCGGUGCUGCCGCGUUAGCGCACCUGGAUGGUGCUGGCACAGAAGAUGCAGCAGCAGCAAUGAUCCAGAGGGUAACAGAACUCGCCCUUGGAUUUCCAGAGGGUCGUCUGGAACUACAACUCGUCGGUGGUUAUUCCGAUCCAAGAAAUUAUUCCGAAGAAUUGUUUUGCAAUAUUCUUUCGGCAUUUCACAAGCAACCAGUGGAGAUCGAUCUUACUAUAUGCUGUGUAGGCGAAUUGAACACUACGAUAAGAGGUAGCACUCAUUGGCCGAUAAUAUAUGGUAUCGGAUUGAAUGUAAAAACAGGCGAGAUUUUCCCUGCAACUUUUCCCGACAAGGGACCCGACCAGGCGCUGAGAUGCGCUAGGCAUUUAACCGGAGGUCAACAGGUUCUGGAUGUUUACGACUGUACGCUUGGUUUACUUAGAAUCGGACCGUUCAACUAUGAUCCUUUGAGAGGGGUCGAUCUCUGGUUAGCCCAAUCCGAUCAGUUUAUUCUACAACAUCUUUCAACUGCGCCGGAAGUUGAACUGCCACAUUUUGUAUCACAGGUACGCGCAACACUCAAGUACAUACAGGACAAUCAGUUUCCGGCUGUCACCGUCUUCCGUGAUAAUCGACCCCAUUAUUAUCGCCGGGAUGAAACCACCGGUGUUUGGCAACCUAUACGAUAUUGAUAUCGAGUAUUCGAGUUAUGCGUAAAGGCUUAUAUGAAAGAUAUUAUUAAAAUCACGAUUAGUGAAAUUUUCAUGAUAAUACAAGAUUCCUAUAGGGUUUAAAUAAGUCAAAUAAUUCAAGAGUAACGAAAUGAAGAAUUUCUAUUAUGAAAAAUCUGCAUAAUAAUAUGGAUGGUACAAUGAUUGA